Messenger RNA from Ectocarpus sp. CCAP 1310/34, 2541 nucleotides. The record is from the annotation of a GenBank genome assembly. NCBI's taxonomy places the organism in Eukaryota, Phaeophyceae, Ectocarpales, Ectocarpaceae.
GGCGACAUCGCGACACACUGCUGUCCAGCGUGCUGUGCAUAGCAUGAUGGCGACGUCUGGAGUGAGGGUACUGCUCCGGUUGUGCAAGACCGGGGCUGUCCCUCGGCUUCGGCCGGCGGAAGCUACCUGGCAACAUGGCCGGCGGUCGGCGUCAGGAGUGACGACGACAACACGGCAAUCUAAUAGCAGUAGUCACCCGGGGCACAUCUUGAGAAGCGCUCCAGCAGCAGCACCUUGGCGAAGGGCGAGGGCUACGGGGUUCGGCAUGCUGUUACCCAGGCAGACCGCUAGGGCUUUGACGUCUGGCGUGGACUUCACGGUGGUGAACAUGCCGGCGCUGUCGCCGACCAUGGAGAGCGGGACCGUGACGGAGUGGCACAAGUCCCCGGGAGACGAGCUAUCGGCGGGAGACGUGAUCUGCGACGUCGAGACGGACAAGGCCACGGUGGCCUUUGAUGUCCAGGACGACGGCGUUCUCGCGAGGAUCAUCUCGGAGGCGGGGUCGGGCGAGGUGUCCGUGGGGAGCCCCGUGGCCGUCAUCGUCGAAGACGGCGACGCAUACGCCGCGUUCGUGAAGGCCGACGCCGCCGGCGAGGUGGACUUUGCGGCGUUGGGGGGCGGGGGGGAUACUGCGGAGGCGGCGGUGGCGGCGCCGGUUGCGGCAGCCGACAGCAGCAGCGGCAGCAGCAGUAGCAGUAGUAGUAGCAACCUGCCGGAACGGUCUGUGCCGGAGGCGUUUUUGUUUUCGCCGGCCGCGAGGCACAUGGCGCAGAGCAAGGGCAUCGAUGCGAGCUCGCUGGAGGGGACGGGCAAGGGCGGGCGCAUCACGAAGACGGACCUGGUGCUGGCCAUGGCGAAGGGGGUCGAGUUCCCGGCCGCCGCUAAAGCCGCCUCUUCGCAGGCGCCGGCGCCGGCAACAGCAGCAGCGGCACAACCGGCGGCGCCGGCGCCGGCGCCGGCGGUGGCACCGCCGGUAGUUCCGUCCAGCAGCAGCGGGGACUUCGUGGACGAGCCCGCCAACAACAUCAAGAAGAUCACGGCGAAGCGUCUGACCCAGUCGAAGGCGGAGGUGCCGCACCUGUACGUGUCGAUGGCGUGCGAGGUGGACGGGCUCAUGGCCUUCCGAAAGACGCUGCAGAAGGAGCACGACGUAAAGGUUUCGGUGAACGACAUCAUCAUCCGCUCCGCGGCGCUGGCGCUUCGAGACGUACCGGAGGCGAACGCCAAGUGGUCCGGUGGCGCCCGCCAGUCGAGCGAGUCCAUCGACAUUUCGGUCGCCGUCGCGACGCCGACGGGGCUCAUCACCCCGAUCGUCACAGACGCGGACCAGCGGGGGCUCAGCAACAUCAGCGGCAAGGUCAGGGACCUGGCGACGAGGGCCCGCGACCGGCAGCUCAAGCCGGAAGAGUUCCAGGGCGGCAGCUUCACCGUGUCCAACCUGGGCAUGUUCGGGAUCAACGAGUUCUCGGCGGUGAUCAACAUGCCGCAGGCUUGCAUCCUCGCCGUCGGGGGCGGCGCGCCCAAGGUCAAGCCCGGCAGGGAGGCUGGGGACAAGCCGCGGGUGUGCUCGGAGGUGACCGUGAGGCUGUCGGCCGACAGGAGGGUGGUGGACGAAGCCAUCGCGGCCCAGCUGCUGCAGUCGUUCAAGCACUAUAUGGAAACGCCCGAGCUCCUCCUGAUGUGAAUGAGGGACGCCGCGGUGUGUGCUGCGUGUUAGGCGAAAGACCUAGGUUGCGCUGCCGCCUUUGUUGGUUCCUGUGUGCACAUAUUUUUUAUAGUUUUUUUGUGCGUCGAAGUGGAUGUGGUGCACAACGCCGGCGACGGGUUGGCGGGAGGUCGUGUUUGUAAGACUUUGUAUACGGUGUAUCGAAGCGAUUGCGCAGAUUAGGGUUGGUCCUACCGGACGUGAGCGGCGACCUUCUUCCUAUGUGUCGGGUUUGGUGCACACACCAGAGAUUGGUAUCGUUCAAUUUUGUUCAGCUUUUCCCCAACACCGUGUUAUUUUUUACAGUGUGCGGCAAGGUUCUGGCAAAGCGAAACAACCGCCAGCCUCUGAAGACGUAAAAAAGUGUCAGCAUGAUCACUAUAACCCCCGUUCAUGUUGAUCAACGCCAACGGGACAUGAUAUUUUCUCGUUGAAGAAGAUGCGAAACCGCAUAUUCGUGGUCGCCUUAAAAAACGCCAUCAGCUGACGCGCUCCUUUUGAUUGUCUUGGGGCGCCCCGGUCGUUGUGGUUGAUCUUCCACAUUUCACACCAAAGACUAGCGGUUGCUCUUGCCAGGUUACUCAAAGAAUUGUACUCAAGAGGGACACGCUUCGUUUCCUAUCUGGCACGACAAGAGACUCUCGGCGAGUUUAAUUGCAGUUUUUGUUGUGCUGGGCCGUGUGCAACCAGUAUAUCCCCCUGAAAAACAUGGCGUGGGUCUGCAGCGGUUAGCCGUUGGUGCUGCCAUUAUUAAAUCACACUAGAUUUCUUCCAAAUAUUGGAGGGCAGCGCUCCUCCUUUUGUUUUCUAUGCAUAGGGCCUGUGAGUUUUCCCAC